This is a messenger RNA of Sphenostylis stenocarpa, 684 nucleotides long. Lineage: Eukaryota; Viridiplantae; Streptophyta; Magnoliopsida; Fabales; Fabaceae. The record is from the annotation of a GenBank genome assembly.
AUGGCAUCCACCACUCUAUCCCCUACAACCCCUUCUCAGCUAUGCUCCGGAAAGAGUGGGAUUUUCUGCCCCUCACAGGCACUUCUUGUGAAACCAAUGAAGAGGCAGAUGAUGGGGAAGAACAAGGGAAUGAGAAUUGCUUGCCAGGCCACCAGCAUUUCUGCUGAUAGAGUCCCUGACAUGGGCAAAAGAAAGUUAAUGAAUCUGCUUCUUCUUGGAACUAUUGCACUCCCUUCUGCUGGAAUGCUUUAUCCCUACACCUUCUUCUUCGUUCCUCCAGGUUCAGGUUCUUCAACUAGCGGUACUGUUGCCAAGGAUGCCGUUGGAAAUGAUGUAAUUGCAGAGAAUUGGCUCAAGACACAUGGACCUGGUGACCGAACACUUACACAGGGAUUGAAGGGAGAUCCUACCUAUCUUGUGGUGGAGAAAGACAGAACCCUUGCAACAUAUGCAAUUAACGCCGUGUGCACUCAUCUCGGAUGUGUCGUGCCAUGGAAUACAGCUGAGAAAAAGUUCAUUUGUCCUUGUCAUGGAUCUCAGUACAAUGACCAAGGAAGAGUUGUGAGAGGACCUGCUCCCUUGUCUCUGGCAUUAGCACAUUGUGAUAUAGAUGAUGGGAAGGUGGUAUUUGUUCCUUGGGUUGAAACAGAUUUCAGAACUGAUGAAGCUCCAUGGUGGGCUUAG